AUGGAGGCUGCAGCGGCCAUCGCUUUUGUGGGCAGAAUUGCGCCCAAGCUCCUGGAGUUCUUAGACGGAAACCGCAAGCUCCGGCAGAACCUGGAGCAUGACAUCACCUACAUCAGAAACGAGUUUGCGUUGAUCUCUGCCACUAUUCAGCAAGACGAUGACCGUCGCUGGAGGAACGGCACCGGUGGUGAUCAUGUGCAGAGGGCCUGGAUCCAAAUUAUACGAGAGUUGGCGCAUGCUAUCGAGGAUUGCAUCGAUCGCUUCAUGCACAGGGUGGCCAUCUCCGGGACGUCGUGGAUCCGUCAGGCUGUCCACCGGGUGAAGACGGGGACGGUCCGCAACGAGUUUGCUGUGGCGAUCCGUGAGCUCAAGAAGAUAUCACAGGAUUCAUCCAGGAUGAGAGAAACUUACUGCAAAGCCAGCGUUGGUGCUAGCACCUCCUCCUCCGCAUCAUCAUUGGCAGUUGCAUGGGCACCUGAAACAACGACAGAGAUGUCCAUAGACAACACCCUUUCAGCUCGCAGCCCUGUGGGCAUGGACACUCCCCGGGAUGAGCUUCUGGAACUGAUCCAGCAGCAGGAGCAACUCAAGGUGAUAUCUAUUGUUGGCUUCGAUGGCAUAGGCAAGACUCUCCUUGCUAGGCAUGUGUACCAUUGUAUGAUGAGCCAAUAUGAGGUACGGGCCUGGGUUUGUACAGCCGAGCAAAGGGGCGCAAGCCAUGUCCUCGAGGAGAUACUCCGGCAACUUGGCAUCCCCACCACAUACACCAAUGGCGGAGGGACCCUCAGCAAUCUCUGUGCAAUCCUCAGACUAUACCUUGGGACUAAGAGGUUCUUCAUUGUAAUCGAUGACAUGCAGACAGAAUUUUGGCACGAUAUAAAAGAUGCCUUUGUGGGGUUGAGCGGCAGGAUUCUGGUGACGACGGCCAUUCAGUCAGUAGCAAAUGCCUGCAGCAGCUCAGCAGCUCAUGAUCAUGUGUACAGAAUGAAAACUCUCCCCAAUGAGCACUCGAGACAGUUGUUCUUCAAGGAAGUUUUCCAAGACGACGAUCCGCCCAUCGAUAAAGAGGACCAGCUUGGCUCAGAAGCACUAAAGAAGUGUGAUGGUUUACCCCUUGCUCUUGUAACCACAGCCCGGUACUUGCAAAGCACAGGUAAUCCGACACGUGAAAACUGGGCAACAUUGUGCCACAAUCUGGGAGCACAUCUGGAAACAAAAGAGAUGUUAGCAAGAAUGAAGCAUGUGCUUGUCCAUAGCUACACCAGCCUUGUUAAACAUGAUGUCAAGACAUGCUUGCUAUACCUAGGUAUCUACCCUAAUGGUCGUACAGUCAGGAGAGGAAGCUUGAUAAGGAAAUGGUGUGCUGAAGGGUUUAUCCAAGGAGAUUAUAUGUGCGAUACUCUGGAUGUCGCUAUCGGUAAUUUCAAAGAGCUGGUCAACCGGAGUAUCAUCCAGCGUACAGAUGCCAGCAACAAAAACAGUGCAGAUCAGGUGAAGACAUAUCAUACUCAUGGCAUGAUGCUCGAGUUCAUCCUGCAUAUGUCCAAGUGUGAUAACUUCAUUACCUUGUUAUAUGAUCAGCUGGAUCCCCCACCCCCACCCAACAAAAUACGUUGGCUCUCCCUUCAUGAUGCAAGUGCCAGAGUGGCCAAUGAUCUAUCUCUUGUCCGAUCUCUGACAAUCUUCGGCAAGGCACAUGAAUCUGUCUUGGAUUUUUCCAAAUAUGAACUGUUGCGAGUUUUGGAUCUAGAAGAAUGCGGUAACCACCUGGAGGACAAGCAUCUUAGGGAGAUAUGCACCAACCUGUUGCUGCUCAGGUACCUAAGCCUAGGGGCCGCUGUUAUGGUUACGAUUCUCCCAAAAGAGAUCAAAAGGCUUCAAUUUUUGGAGACGCUGGAUGUAAGAAGAACCAAGAUAGAGAUUCUGCCCACACAAGUCAUGGAGAUGCCAUGCCUGAUUCAUCUAUUUGGAAAGUUCAAGCUCCAACAGGGUGUAGGAGGCCGGAAAAUGCAUAAGCUACAAACUUGGUUCUCAGAGAAUAGCAAAUUGGAAACAUUAGCAGGAUUUAUUGUGGACAACAACAAGAGCCAAGGAUUUGCACAACUGAUGGAGCAUAUGAAGCACUUGACGAAGGUGAAAAUAUGGUGCGAGCAAUCCACUAAUGAUAGCACGGAUCCCACUGCCAGCGGCAGCAGCGGCACCACCAACAACUACACUCAUGUCUCAAAGGCCAUCAAGGGGUUCAUCAAGAGAAGCACCGACGUGAAAAAAGCUCAUUCACUCUCACUACAUUUCAGUGAAAAAUGGUUCCAAGACUUGCUCAUGAACUUGUCCCUGGAAAAAGAAGAAGCUUGCUCCUGCUAUCUUAGCUCGCUCAAGCUACAAGGGGACAACAUAGGCAGCCUGCCUCCAUUUGUAACCAUGCUGGGUGGUCUUACUAAACUAUGUCUUUCAUCCCCUCAUCAGCUGAGUGGGGAUAUUCUUGCCGCACUGAGCAGAGUGCGCUGCUUGGUGGACCUGAAGCUGAUUGCAUCUCAACUGGCCAAACUCGUCAUCGUAAAAGGUGCACUUGGAAGCCUGCGACGCCUAUGCAUUGUGGUGGAAGUCAUGACUGAGCUGGAAGUCCAAGAGGGAGCUCUGCCGCUCCUCGAGUCACUCCAGCUGCUAUGUAAGGAUCUAAAUGGCUUUUGCGGCACAACAAUCCAGUCCCUGCGACGUAUUAAGGAGGUCUCCCUCUAUGAUGGAGUGAGUGAUGAAACAAAACAUGAGUGGAAAGAAGAAGCAAAAAAACAUCCCAGACGUCCCAAGCUAUUGUUUGUUAAGACGGCCGAAGAAGUUCAUAUGGGAAGCGACCCUGCAGACAAUUCUGAGAGCUCUGCGGUACCAACUACUGAUACAACGUUACCAGUGACAGCGCCCCAUGAUGCCAUUUCUACUGAACAGUCGGCUGGUGAUGAUGAUCAGCAACAUGAUGAAGAUGAUAAAGAAGACACGGAUAACAUUGAUAUCCUAGAGGAUUUUGCUAGCAAAACUUGUCUGGACCCUCUGAUGAACAAGGAAGGUUUUGAACAGGAGAUAAAAGGAGUGAUAGGUUUAGUAGAUCAGCAGAUGGAAGAUACCACUUGGUGCACUGGUCAGGCUAAUACAAAUCAUGUCCAUUGGGUAGUUGAUGGAAAUAGAAGAAAGAGGGCUAGGACUGCCGGUGAAGGCAACUCAAUGGACAAGGUUGUUGAUAGGGUGAAGCGUAAGAACCUGGAGGAUGUCCCAGAAACGAGGCCUACAAAACAAACAGCGCCUGGGCUCACGGUUCCAGUCUCUGAUAGAAAAUGAGGUUUUUCAUUAAAGAGGUUGAUGGGUCGCAUUGGUGCCUCAGUUGAAAGAUCCCUGAUGCCAUUGUUUUGACUGGAGUAGCCGUGUUUUUUAAUCUUGCUCGGGACAGAACUGUGGUUUGCUUUGAGUGUCAGGUUAUCAUUUUUGGUGUUUUAAGUAGACACCGCUUCUGUUGCUUCAGCAGCUGUAUUUUGAUCAUCUGGCAUGUUUAUUUGCUAAUGGUGGAUUCCAUGUGCGCCUGCUUGCUAUAUGGGAUGCCAGACUGCAGAGGCUUAUGGACUCAUCUCCUGAAGAUGAUAAAGUGCUUUCAAUAAAUCUUCUCUUGUUAAAAAAAAUAUCUUCUCUUGUUAAUUUGUACUUGUGAUAUACGAGUAAUAUAUGAGUUUAAUUUCAUGCAUAUCAGAUUUGAUGGCUUUCUGCUGUAGCAGAGUUCACCAUGUUUGUUGUUGGAUAUAUAUUUGGUCCCAGUUAACUUUGACAUAAAUUUCACAGAAC
Molecule: messenger RNA, 3825 nt
Organism: Hordeum vulgare subsp. vulgare (domesticated barley)
Lineage: Eukaryota; Viridiplantae; Streptophyta; Magnoliopsida; Poales; Poaceae
Product: disease resistance protein RGA4-like
Exons: 4
Coding region: 1-3330 (1109 amino acids)
Biological process (GO): defense response to other organism
Molecular function (GO): ADP binding
Source: RefSeq, a predicted model, not a curated record